Molecule: messenger RNA, 1487 nt
Organism: Cannabis sativa
Lineage: Eukaryota; Viridiplantae; Streptophyta; Magnoliopsida; Rosales; Cannabaceae
Product: dof zinc finger protein DOF5.6
Exons: 2
Coding region: 304-1245 (313 amino acids)
Biological process (GO): regulation of DNA-templated transcription
Molecular function (GO): DNA binding; DNA-binding transcription factor activity
Source: RefSeq, a predicted model, not a curated record
UUUCUCUUCUCCUUACUUAUAGUUCCCACCAACCCAAUCCACACACUAAACCAAACUAAACCAAUCAGUUUUUAUAUUUCACAACUCUCUCUCUCUCUCUUCCUAAGCCAUUACUACUACUACUACUCAUUUUUGGUUUCUAAUUCACUUGAUCGUACGUAAUAUAUAUAGUGAGAAUUAAAUGAUAGAGAUCUCCAUAUAUUCUAUAUAGUACUACUCAUACAUAUAUUGACUCACUAGAACUUCUUUUCGUUCUUCUUGCUAUAUCUCUUCUUGAAUCAUAUAAAUAUAUACACACACUACAUGGGCUUUACUUCUGUACAAGUUUGCAUGGAUUUGUCAUCUGAUUGGCUACAGGGCACUAUUCACGAGGACUCGUCAGGAAUAGAUUCUUCUUCUCCAUCAAACGACAACAUUCUCACAUACUCGAAGCCCACAAUAAUGGAACAACAACAACAACAACAACAACAACAACAAAGGCUCAGACCCCCAAACGACAAUGCCCUCGUCAAGUGUCCAAGAUGUGAGUCCACACACACCAAGUUUUGUUACUACAACAACUACAGUCUCACUCAGCCCAGGUACUUCUGCAAGACUUGUCGUAGGUACUGGACCAAAGGUGGGACCCUCCGUAACAUUCCUGUUGGCGGUGGUUGUCGUAAGAACAAGAAACCCGCGCCCAAGAAGACAAACGACAACAAUUCGGCUGUCGUUUUAAUCAACACUAAGAAUAAUCAUAACAAUGGUGGUGGUGAUGAUAUUGGAGGGAGUACCAGUACCACUGAUCUUAAGCUCUCGUUUCCUGACCAGGUUCAGUUUUCUCACCUCAGUAACCUUCUGGGCACUCAUGGGCCAGGCCCAAAUAGCUUUUUCGAAAGCCCUAGGCCCAUUGAUUUUGGCAUGGUUGGGAUAGGACUUGGUAACAUAAGUAACUCUUCAUCACAUCAUCAUGGAAUUAUUGAACCAAAUAAUUUUCAUGGCUUGUGCUCUCCAUUUGGAAUGUCCUUAGAUGGGACUGGUACUGGGACCUUUAUGGACACGUGUCAAAGGAUAAUGAUGUCGUAUGAAGGAAAUGAUGAUGACCAGAAAUAUGGGAUUGAUGUAAAGCCAAAUGCAAAGCUCUUGGCCCUUGAUUGGCAAGACCACGGUGGUUGUACGGACGCUGGGAAAGACUCGUUUGGGUACCUUAAUAGUUUAGGCUUGAUGAACAAUUAUGGUCCCCCCACAAUGAAUCCAUUAGUUUAAUCUUUUCUUUUAAUUAGUGCUUAAGGUUAAUUAAUGGUGUGUGAUAAGUGACUUAAUUAUGAUAUGCUUUAGACUAGCUAGGUUAUCCCAAUUAUAAAUAUAUAUAUGUAUGGAUCUCCCAUAUUGACAGUUCUUUCUUUCGUUUAUCUUUACUUGGGUUCUUUUUAUGUAAUGAUCAUCAUAUGAUCUCUUUAUUGCUUUUUAUUGUCUUGACUUAUUAUAAAUAUCAACAUAUAUAUAUA